AUGUCUUUGCGCAAUUGUCUUAAGACGGCUGUAAAUUACUACACCCUCCAUCAAGGUGAUAAGUUUGUGGAGUUUCUGGAGGCAGGCAUUACCAAAUGUACCACACCGUACAGAUGCUAUAGGGACGAUUUGGCCAAGGCUUAUGUCCUGCUAGCGUCCUACUUUACCUACAUGGCCUACAAGGCGUUGGGCAAACGUCGCCAGGUCCUGUGGGCUAAGGCCUUCAAUUAUAUUCGAAUAUUGGAUGUCUCCCAGCGAUCUGAAGAUAUUCGCUUCCAGGUGGUUAAGGGAUUCGCCCUGAUGUUGUCAGAGAGCCGAGCCCAAGAUGCAGAUGACCAGUUUGUCAGGGUUCUCCGGCAGAAGCCGAACAAUAUCCUGGCCCUGAUUGGUCGCGCUUGUUUGGCCUACAAUCGCCAGGAUUUCGUGGGAUCGCAGGGCUACCUUAAGACGGUCCUAACGAAACAGCCGCGAGGACCCGGCGAUAUUCGCAUUGGCGUUGCGCACUGUUUCCUGAGGAUAGGUGAUCUGGACAGUGCCCGUCGUUUCUUUGAGCUGGCCCUUCGGCACAAUGGGCGAUGCCAGAAUGCCCUACUGGGAAUGGCCCUUCUGAAAAUGAAUCAACGAGAUCAGCAUUUCUAUAGAGAGGGCAUGAAUCUGCUGAUUGCAGCCUACGAAAUGAACAAGCGCCAUCCAAGGAUACUAAGCAUUCUCGCCACCCAUUACUAUUUCAGCAGUAAUCACAAGAGGGUCUUUAUUUUGGCUGGAAAUGCCCAUAGGAACACCGACAAUCCGGAGCUAAAGUCGUAUACUUGCUAUCAGAUUGCGAGGAGUCUCCAUGCAACCGGUCAGUUCGAUUUGGCCAGGAUUUACUACCUCAACUCGGUGAGACUGGCACCAGAAGGAUAUGUUCCUGCCCAAAUGGGACUUGCUCAAAUGCACCUGAGGGACGGGGAUGUCGAUAGGGCCAAGCGAUACCUGGAAAUAUUCCUAAAGUUCCGGCCCAACGAGUCCAGUGCAAUGCGCCUGCUGGCUAAAACAUAUCUCAGGGAAAGAUCCCCGGGACAAAUCGAUAGGGCCAUUGAAAUGCUGGUCAAGGUGGUCACAAGGAAGCCCGGUCGCCAGGAUAUUGACAGCUGGUUAAUGCUGGCAUACGCCUACGAGCAAAAGGGGCUCUAUUUGCAGUCGAUAAAUUGCUAUCACGAGGCCAGGAGGAUUCACCUGGGCCAGGGACACCUGAAGAUCCCGAUCGAGUCACUGAAUAACCUGGCAGCCACUCAGCAGAAGGCCAAACAGCCACAGGCGGCACUCGCUACACUCGACCAGGCCUUUUCGCAGUUUGGCAAUUGCAGGACGGGGGAUAUGCCAAUAAUGCUAUUCAAUCGUGGUCGCAUUCUGGAGGAUCUCCAUAGGAGCGACCUGGCUGAGGAGCAACACCAAUCGAUUAUCGCACAAUAUUCCAAGUACUACGACAGCUAUAUGAGAUUGGGGAUAAUGGCGAUGCAACAGAAUAAGCUAAGCAUAGCCAUUGAUCACUUCAAGGAUGUCCUGUCCUCAGACAACAAUAAUUUAACCGCCAAGACCUAUUUGGGAAUCUGCUAUACGAAGCUGGAACUUCACAAGCCUGCCUUCAACAGUUACAAUGCGAUAUUGAAUAACCCUGAAAACAAUCAGGAUAGCUACUCUCUGAUGGCUCUUGGAAAUGCCUGUCUAAGAAAAUGCCAGAGUUUCAUGAUUAAAGGGGAUAAAUCAUCAGCCCGGAAGCAGCAGGAAAAGGCUUUGCACUUGUACAAGAGGAGUUUAGAUAAUAAUUCAAGAAACAAGUGGGCUUUGAACGGAAUGGGAGCUGCCCUGGCCACCUGUCGUAAUUUACCCAAUGCUGAGUACGUCUUCAGGCAAAUUGUCGCGGCCGGAAGUAAGUGCGCCGCGGCCACCCUAAAUUCGGCCCACGUAGCCCUGGAACUUGGCCAAUUCAGGCUGGCCAGUCAGACCUACAAGAUGUGCCUAAAAGACCUAAUGCCGGAAAACUCUGUGGAGGUGAUGGCUUGUCUAGCCAAAUCUCUAUAUGGCGAGGGAAAGGUCCGCGAAGCCAAGAUGUUGCUGCUCAAGACUCGUCACCUGGCUCCCCAGGAUCAGCUGUUGAUGUUCAAUCUGGCCCUGGUCAUCGAAGAGGACACCAAACGCAUCCUGGCCCUGCCACUGCCCGAAUGGGAGGACCUUCAAAAAGCCGAACGGGAGCUUAAGGUGGCGUACCACUACUUUUACUACCUUAAUCUUACACAAACUGAGAUCUCGGUGCGUUGUACUUCCAAGGGAUUCAGCGAUUGCCAGAGCUUGAUGAACCAACUACUCGAUAAACUAGAAAGCAUGCGUGAUUUGCAGUUAUCGAAGGAGGAACGCAUUCGUUUGCAGGAGCAACGAUAUCUGGACCAUCAGCAGCAGCUGGAGGAUCAACGUCUGCAGCGGGAGGAAGAGAAUCGCAUCCUGCGGGAGAACCAGAUGGCCAAGCGGCAGGAGGUCCUGGAACGCACAAGAAAAAUAAUGAACGCCCCUUUACAGUCUGAACUGCCCAAAAAGGACUCCAGCAAGGGCAAAAAACGUGGCAGGAAAAAUCAGCAGGAUAUGGAAGAAAAGGAAGAUCAACUGCCUGGCUCCAAGAAGAGAACCGCUCAAAAAUCCCGCAAAAGAGCCGCAACCCAAGAAUUGGAUAAUAGUGCUUUCAAAAAGGCAAAAUCCAGGGAGUUCAUAAGCACCGAUGAUGACAGCGAAUCUGAAAAAGACGAAAUAAUGAUAGUUCAUCGGAAGAAGGAGAAGUGA
Drosophila takahashii is the source of this 2814-nucleotide messenger RNA. Lineage: Eukaryota; Metazoa; Arthropoda; Insecta; Diptera; Drosophilidae. The record is from RefSeq and is a predicted model, not a curated record.